GUACUUUCAAGAAUGAAUAUCAGGACACUCUAGAAACUGAAAGUGUAGCGAGAUGAAUGAAAUGAGAUCCUGGUUCUUCUUCGGUCUCACUGCAAGCAGUGUUGCGGUACAAGCUUUCUCCAGGUACAACCACAUCCAUCACGACGAAUACGAAUUCAUCAUGAAUGCACAAAUCAGUACUACUCAUCCUGGUGUGGUCUGUCUUAACGGCGAAUUACAUCUCAAUGUAAGCCUUGCGAAGUCUAUUUGGAUCUUGUCUUGCACUGAUGUCGCCAUUCAUCGACGUAAUUUUUACUGGAAACUUGUGCCAUACUAGUUACUAUGCAUUUUCUUGUUCCGUAAUGGCAAUCCUCUUCCUCCUUCUACCGCUUGUGUGAUUCUUCAUUCAUAUCUCUGGUCAGGUCGUAGUGAGUCAGCAGUUCUAUCAAUAUAGGUACAACAAGGAACAACUGCUUCUACAGCUUGCCUGGAAGACCGAAGUAUCAAAUAAUAGUUCUAGUACCUAUCUACGAUCAAAAAAAAUGUCAUACGACGAGAAAAAAGUGGAGGACCUCAAGGGAUUGUGCAAGCAGAGGGGUCUCGCAGUUACCGGGAAGAAGGAUGUUCUUGUUAAAAGGUACUUGUUAUGCAAUUUGUUGUACCAGUUUUGGUCGUCUCAUCUCUACGUCUACGACUGGCUGCCUACAACUCUGUUAAAGUUAAUCCUUUUCACCGAAAUAUUAACAUCUCUUCUACCCCACUCCACCCCACUACUAAAUUUUAGGUUGAAAGACGACGAUCUCGCCAAAGCCAAGAAGGCCGCCGCUAAGCCCGCAUCGCCUAAGGUCUCUCCAAAAGCCGCUCCGGCACCAGUUUCCAAUGGGAAUUCACCGAAAGUGGCACCUACUUCUCCUAAAAACAAGCCUGAGGCAACAACAUUGGCUACUAUGUCUGAUGCGGAGAGAGCCAAGCUACGAGCCGCACGAUUCGGAACUGAUAAUCCAGAUGUAUCACUUUGAUACCUGCCAGCAGGAUAUUCUUUGUUGUUAGUUUUUACCUUUAGUAGUUAUUUUGUCGUAGUAGAUUUAGUUUCUCUGUUAAACGCGACAAGAACAACACCACAAGUAACCUAAUAUUUUCCUCCCAAGGGACUAACCUAAUAUCAUGAUAUCACCUCAGUUGGAGAAGGAGAAGCAGCGCCAAAGGGCUGAGCGUUUCGGUCUUCCUAAUGAAGACCUGGAAAAAGAGAGGCGGAAGCAGAGAGCGGAACGCUUUGGAACCCAUAACGAGGAUGUCGAAGCUGAGAAGGUCAAAUCUCGGCAAGAGCGAUUCGGCACUUCCAACGAAACCGACAAAAUUUAUGAUUAAAAGUUUUUAUUCAUCUUCUACUCGUCUCAUCUCAGCAUCUCGAUACGCCGGAUACCCUCUUCCCAUGAAAUGCAAGGAAGAAAGAGGUCCUCGAAGUUAGGGGAACCGUCGAGAUGAAUAAAAGGUGACUCCUCGUCUAAAACAUGAAAGCGCGACAAGAGCGUUUUGGUACCGGAGCGGCGUCGAACAAUAAGCUGGACCAGCCUCUAGGACCGGUGAAGCGAUCAGCAGCUGCCAAUGGAGACGCCAAUGACGAAGAAUCACUGAAGAAAAAAGCAAGGAUGGAAAGGUAUUUGAAUUUGUUGUUGAUACUUCUACUUUACGUUUAUGAUUUUACACUUCUCUUUGAUGGUCUUGGUUAGUAGACGAAAAUGAUGAUGUUCUUUACCACCUUUUAUGUUCAUGCACGUCAUACACUGACUGUACACGACAACUUGUUCACGCGACUCAGGUUUGGAACUUCGGCUAUGAGCACGGAAGCGCAAAAAAUCGAGGCUCGCAAAGCACGAUUUGCGUAAAUAGAAACAGCAAAGGCUAGCCAGAAAGAGACUGCAGGUUUCUGCAGACUUGAAAUAUGAUGAUAACCCAUAGUACUUGAUGUUGAUGAUGUCGUUGUAGCCUCAUCUUGGGAUCACGAAACCAUCGCGAUCUCUGACUCUCUGUCUCCGCCCUGCCCCCUAGGAAAACAGAUAGGAAAAGAAUUGAAAGCUGAAGAAUUUAGUUUUGAUUUUUCCCCCUAAAAGGUCCCCUCUAUUAUACGCAAACAACAAAACACAACAUGAAGAUGCUACUUCUAUACUGAAUUGAAGGAUAAUAGAUUUCGUUUUCAUAUUAAUAUGCCGAACAGAACUUUCUUUCGAAAACGUUUUCGAAGACACUGACGAGAAUACUAGCCACAAUCAACAUAACAGAAAUGUCAUCCACAACUGGUGACCAAAACCGAAAUAUAUGACGCUUCGACCACAUUCUUAUUCUGGCUUUGGAAAUUGAUGAUACUGAACCCGAAUAUAUACUUUAAUGCUCUUCCU
Molecule: messenger RNA, 2375 nt
Organism: Amoebophrya sp. A25
Lineage: Eukaryota; Dinophyceae; Syndiniales; Amoebophryaceae
Source: the annotation of a GenBank genome assembly